Messenger RNA from Porites lobata, 4694 nucleotides. The record is from the annotation of a GenBank genome assembly. Lineage: Eukaryota; Metazoa; Cnidaria; Anthozoa; Scleractinia; Poritidae.
AUGGAAAAUACUAACAAGAGAACCCUGACAUUGUUGUCCUCUUUCCAAAUUGCGAUAUCCGUCUUAUUUUUCGUUCUGGGAUUGGUGGACAAACUUGAAAUCCGCUAUCUGUAUGUUAGCCUCGCGGCUUCGCCAUGUUGGAUUAUUCCUCUGGUAAGUCAGUGCCUCUGAUUUCUACCUGUUUCUAAAUUUAUCAAUGACUUAACUCUUUGUAAGAUUAUAUCUCGUCAUGGAUAAAGGUUUUACUACUUCAGUGAUGAUACAAGUGAAGAGAAAACCUUCUGAACUUUUUGCCUUGGGAUCUUAUUUUGAUCUGUAUGUUUACAAGUAAUUCAUCUGAUUCGGUAGGAGUAGUCGUCUCGCUUUCACAGAGAACAGGUCAAACAACAGAAACCAAUUUGCGAAAGCUCAUAAUUGUUAUUCCAAUUAUUCUUCUAUUCAAUUACAAAACAUUUGGAAAGUGCACUUAAAAAGUUCUAUGUUUUCGACUGCCAAUGUCUCGAUGGAUCUGUCAAUAUACUUCCCGUCUUGCCGCUAAGUGUUUUCAGCGAAGGGUAGGCUUGGAUAAAUUCUUCCGGCAGAAUUUCGAGCAGAAUAAGCGAUUUUUGAGGCGAGCAUUCUGCCGGUAGAAUAAGGCAUUUGCGAGCAGAAUUUGAGCAGAAUAAGGGGAAAUCAGCGGCAGUAAUGAUAUGCAUAUCAGUUGAAAGAAAAAUUUAAAACAAAAUAAAAAACACACGGAAAAUAAUUACAAUUCUGCAACACAUAAUGAAUAUCUAAUUAGGUUUUAAUGGUUAGGUCGAGGCUCCCCUCUAUAUUUGCGCAAAUAAACAUGUGCCGAAAAUUUUUUUCCGAUACCGAGCAGAAUUCGAGCAGAAUAAGGGCGUCCGAGCAGAAUUUUAAGCAGAAAAAGCGAUUUUUAAGAGCACUGCUGGCAGGCGGAAUAAGCCAUUUUAAGAGCAGAAUUUAUCGAAGCCUAACGAAAGUUCGGAAGCUCGUUAUGUUGGGAAAAAUGCAAGUAUGGUUACAGUAACUAGUUAUUUUAUACGAAUAAAGCCCGUGUUUUUUUCCACUUAAUUGUGAACGAACUCGCCAAAUACGACAAGAAACAUCUCAGAAGUUUGAUCGACGCCGUUAUUACAGUAAAAACACGCGUAUAAGAACCUAGUGAGUUAAGAUCCUACUGGCUGGAAUUUGGCAUUUAAGUACCCAAAAAUAUAAGAACCUUUUCAGCCUGGCAAAGGAAAACAGGUUCUUAUACAAAAAUAAUCACUUCAAUUUUGAUGGUCAAAAUUCUCGAUUUUAAUUUUGUGAGAAACUUUUGACAAAAGGUUAUUGUGAAUAUGUUUUCUUUGAUUUACACUUGUUUGGAUUUUCACUAGAAGUAUGUUUUCCAUAAAGCUACCGUGCAAUAUAGACGAUUCUAUAUCUUUUAAAAAAUAUAGAGACGCAUUGAUGUUCUUCUUGGACCUUGAUUGUUUGUCAUUAUGUAUUAGUAGUACAAUAUUUCUGCUAAUGGUUAUGCUAUGACAACCUCUGAAAAAUAAGAACCUUUUAAGAACCUAAUCAGCCUGAAUUGUGAAAAACUACCCUAAAAUAUAAGAACCUGUUCAGCUUGAGGUCAAAAAUUCUAGGUUCUUAUAUGUGGGUUUUUACCGUAUUUGGAUUAUUCCACACAAUUUGAGCAAUUUCGUUCGUACCGUGCGCUGACAUUCCGCAAGUUGGCUUAUUUACGCAUUUGCAAACUACUCCAAUGUUAAGGAUGCGAACGACUCCGCACAUAUAAUACUAAAAGCAACCUUAUAUUGCCGCAAAGAAACCUCCGGCGCUUUUCAUUCAAAAAUUGCGGUUUGAAAUUUUUCACGUUCCCAAUGGAACGGUACUUUCCGGUUGCACAGACCCGACCCAAGCCACCGCGCGUUUGGUUAUUGUUCUUGUAAGCAGGAUUCAAAAGAGCGGUACUGGAGACAACAAUUUUGUCAAAUAGAAAGGGAAAUUUCGGUCCGACCGACCGAAAUGACCAGACCGGUCAAAGUAGACCACCUUCAAAGGUGGUGCCAAACAUUCCGGUCGGACCGAGCCGAAAUGGUCUGUUCCAUUUGAUUUCCAACCGAAAUUUCCGGAAUUUUGGGUUGAGUGGAAAGCGCCCGAAGGGUUAUGAUGACACAAUGACGAUGGCAAUGAUAGAAAAACAAUGUCUUUUUAAAGAGAAAAACUACAGCACUGCAAGUACACUGCUAAACAGUCGGUUUUUUUUUCUCAAAAUAGGCUUAGCGCAGCUUAAGAGUCUCACGCCCGAAGCGCGCCAAGCCCAGAAAAAAAGCGUCUCUCCCCAGUGUCGCACCUUUUUCGGCCUUGCUCCAGACCUUUUGUUUGACUGCUCGCGAGAACUUGAACGCCAAAAUAUGGAUUGUUUUGCAGUCGGUCUACACUGCAAGUGAAUAACGCUUUUUUUAUUAUCGUCUACAACGUGAAACGUUCUAAUGCGACGUGAGGACAAGGACAACGAAUUUCCUGUCUCGUUGUAAACCUGGGCGUGGUCCUUAAAAAGUCACUUUCUACAGAGACAUUUGGCUACAUUAAAUAAUGUAUAUUGACAAACUAGGCAAGGCUAAAUAAACACAAUAGACAGGUUGAAAUAAGGCAAGUUCAUUUUAGUAACGUUUUCACUCACUGUUGUCUCUGCGGUAGAAAUACGCUAUGGCUCAUGCUAAGUCAAUGAUAGUGUUACAUAAUAAAUUUUCUUUAAUGAUCUUUAUAUCAUCUAUAUACAUGUCAGUCUAAUAGCCCACGUUCGAUAUGUCAAAAUUCUGACAUGACUCCAAGGCUUUCUGGUCAUAUAGGACACUCACGCUGACGACUCCUAUUGAUAUUGAUGUGCCAACCAGAAGCGCAUUGGUUCUUUUACUAGACUUCACCUCUUUUGUUUCACUCGUUACGAAUUUAAAUAAGCAGUGAUGACCCCUAUAUUUGUCAUUGGUUUGGUCUUCUUGGUGUCUCUUCCGCGGGAAUAAAGGGGGACAAUGGAAGUCAAGUUAGAAUUUUGAUAGACCGACCGUUGGCUAAUAUACAUUUAUUUUAAUUUUUUGUUUAUUUUUCGCUUAUCGGUAUAUACAGCUGUACAUAUCCACUUCAGGAUGUGUAUAUGUCGAUAGGAGUUAUUUUGUUAACAGUGUCCCCAGUUAGUAUUUUAGCUAUAUAAAUCGUCUGAUUCUCCAACGAAAUACUUGAAUACAUAUAAAAAUAAUGUAUAUAAGUAUGUAUUUCAUUCUGUUCUUUGUAUUUACUGUUCAGACUCUUGCAAAUGGCAUCAUGGGACUUGUUUUAAGCCAAAGCCGUAAAAGAUCUGCAAAUCUGGUAAGAUUUUCUCGAUAAGCACUCGUAAACGCCUGACAGACGAAAGUAAUUUGUUCACACAGCCAAGUCCCACAAACCAGUCAAAACCUACAGAACUGAAAAUGGUAUUUUGACCUUUUAAUUGCGUUUAGUUCUCCGUAUGCACGCCUUAUACUUCAAAUGCGGAGAACCGCUUUAUGUCAGUCUAAAAAUAAACGCCGUGACGUAGGCCUAGUGUGAGAGUUGCUCGCUCCAUGUUAUAAACUCCUGAUAUGUGCCUAUUCAAAAGUGCAACUUGUUCUUUUAAAUAACAUUACUGAGUCAUCUCUGUAGUAAACUUUAUAAUUUAUUGAUUUCAAUCUCUUUAGAUCCAUGCUAUUUGGUCGGUUAGCGUGGCAUGUAUUAUCUACUCCGCUAUUACAGUACUCAGGUAUCAGACUUGGGGGGUCGAGUGGCUGAUGCAUAAUAUUAUCACCGAUACCUCAGGCAUCUACCAAACUGAAAAAUGGUGGUUUGUAAAGAAAAAUGUCCAGCUGAAGUACACUGAGCAGGAAAAUAAGGCAUUUGCUGUAUUUGGCAUCAUCAUUGUGUUCUCCAUGAUUGAAAUUAUCCUGGCUGCUGCUUUGGCAAAAGUCAGCGAUUCAAGCCACAAGGGGGCUCAACAGCCUGCCAUCCCUAUGUACUAUGGGAUGUACUAUCAGGUACGGCAAAAAUGGCAUUGUGAAAUGUAACCAUCCUAUGAAACAGACAUGUGUUUUUUUAGUCUAAUUAUUACACUUCUGUCAUAAAUGGGGCGGGGGAGGGGCAUAGACGUUGCAGUCGCUUAAUCCUUAAGAUUUCGCUUAAGAUUUCGUAUGGGUGGGUCUGUCAAGCAAAUUGAUUCAAUUACACCGACCUGGUAGCGGCAACUGGGAAGAAUUGUGGUCUGGCCUGUAUCUGACGAAUUAUUGGAAACAAAUAUAAACUUAUUGAUGGACAGUUAGCCUUGCUUUUUUCACUGUUUACUCACAAAAACAUUUUGCUGGCUUGAUCCAUUAGGAUCUGGCAUCUUUGUUUUGCACGUUAGCAUUUGCUAUUUAUUUACAAGAUAUUUUUUAACUGCAUACUACUAUUACUACAUGCUUUGCAACAGCCUUUGUUUACUAAUGUACAGUUAUAAAUGAUUAGAAUUUCACAACGAAUUCGCAAACAGAAGAAGAAAUGAAAUAACAAAGUAACUUUAUUCGUCUCUUUUCCUUUAACAGCCAGUUGGCCAAGUCAGUGGGUUCCCGGGACAAACCAGUGCAGACACUGGCUCCGGCGCACGCCUAAUUUCUGCCCAGGAUAUGCAACCUGCUCAUAAUAACAUUUCUCCUCAUUAG